AUGGUUUUUGGAGUCGAGCUUGAAGAUAUGGGUUCGAGUCUGGUUGGUCUUUCUCAUGAUUGGCGUCCUGUCGCCUUUUGCAUUCUUGCCACAUCCAUUUGCAUUCUCCCAUUUGGUGGGUAUGAUUGUCAUCUUGUUUUAAAUGGCCGCGAGAUGGUUCGUGUUCGUGGGGUGAACAAGAACAUGGGCUGGCCUCAUGUGAUUGGCCUUCUUCCAACCAUUGUGGUCGGUAUUCUAUCUUUGACUACCGACAGGAUUGGUAAGGGUGGAAAGUUGACUUGGGAUGCUGCUGGCGACGACACCUACAAGCAAGCAAGAUUUGUUCUUAUGUGGUAUACUAUCAUUGUAUUUGCCAUAUGUCUUCUGUUUGAUAUUGUGGAUACAGUACUAUACUACAACUAUGGCAAGACGACCAUUGAUCGCUCUGCUUGGACCACGCGCCAGCUAAUCCAGAAUGGUGAAUCUUCAGUAUAG
This is a messenger RNA of Cylindrotheca closterium, 474 nucleotides long. NCBI's taxonomy places the organism in Eukaryota, Bacillariophyta, Bacillariophyceae, Bacillariales, Bacillariaceae. The record is from the annotation of a GenBank genome assembly.